AUGUCCUUGCCGUUGCCGCUGCCGUUGCUUGCGCCUGCCCGUGCUGCCGUCCUGCCCCACGGCGCGCAUACUCUAGCACGCGGCUCCAGCGAAAAUAAUCAGCCCACACGGCUACUUUACCCUCAUGACACUGUCGCAGCAUUAGUGUCACGGUUCACAACCUGCUCCUACUCAACACAGACACAGUCGUACGGCUCAAGCCAGCUUCUUCAGUCUGAGCUAAGGAUAAACGACCAUCUACCUCGCCUCAAGCUCGUCGAUCUAUUUGUGUAUCCGAACAGCGCUGUAGACAACACAGCUGAGUUCAAGAUCUCAAACAAGUCAAGAGCAUCUCAAAGUUGGGGCUGGAAGCGGUCGAAAGCUUCAAAUCAGACAAUCAGGCUCCGACGAGAGCUAUCAAGCCAGUGCCAAAUCGCCUCGCCAAACACACCAGCUGGCAUGAUCACGCAGUCUUCUAUAGAGCCGGCGUCGGCUAGUCAAGACACGACGCCGUUCACGUCGCUUCCAAUGCGGUUGAGCAUUCACCGGUGUCUCCUAGACUUUGCCGCUUCUUUUGCAUUCCCCUUCCCUCCUCUCUUGGCCUACGACAAGCCUUUACCCUGUAUCGAGACUCCUACCCUAACAUUCGUAACUCGCAUUCAGGGCGUGUCCGUCGCACCUCUGAGGUUGUCUACCUGA
Messenger RNA from Colletotrichum lupini, 678 nucleotides. RefSeq lists its product as uncharacterized. The coding region runs from base 1 to 678 and encodes 225 amino acids. The record is from RefSeq and is a predicted model, not a curated record. Lineage: Eukaryota; Fungi; Ascomycota; Sordariomycetes; Glomerellales; Glomerellaceae. The transcript has 9 exons.